Messenger RNA from Neoarius graeffei (lesser salmon catfish), 1621 nucleotides. It is a transcript of the gene nprl2, whose product is annotated as NPR2 like, GATOR1 complex subunit. The record is from RefSeq and is a predicted model, not a curated record. Gene Ontology annotation, cellular component: GATOR1 complex; vacuolar membrane. Gene Ontology annotation, biological process: negative regulation of TORC1 signaling; positive regulation of autophagy; cellular response to amino acid starvation. Gene Ontology annotation, molecular function: GTPase activator activity. Bases 17 to 1162 code for a protein of 381 amino acids. Lineage: Eukaryota; Metazoa; Chordata; Actinopteri; Siluriformes; Ariidae. The transcript is spliced from 11 exons.
AGUCCGCUUCACAGGGAUGAUCAUGGGCACUAACAAGCUGAUUGAGUGUGUGUUUUUUAGUGAAUUUCAUCCAACUCUUGGACCUAAAAUCACUUAUCAGGUUCCUGAAGAAUAUAUAUCAAGGGAGUUGUUUGAUACAGUGCAAGUAUACAUUAUCACCAAACCCGAGCUUCAGAAUAAGCUCAUUACAGUGACUGCAAUGGACAAGAAGCUAAUUGGAUGUCCAGUGUGCAUCGAGCAUAAAAAAUACAGUCGUAAUGCCUUACUCUUCAACUUGGGUUUUGUGUGUGAUGCUCAGACGAAGACAUGUGCCCUUGAGCCCAUAGUCAAGAAACUCUCACAAUACUUGACAACUCUGGAGCUGGAGAGUGGCUUUAUUUCAAACGAGGAGAGCAAACAGAAGCUGUUGCCCAUCAUGUCUACAUUACUUGAGGAGCUCAAUGCGACAGGAGCCUGUACUCUUCCUAUUGAUGAGUCAAAUACAAUUCACCUGAAGCUGAUUGAGCAGAGGAAAGACCCCGUCAUCGUUCAGGAGUACGAUGUUCCGGUCUUCACUCAGACCAAGGAACGCUAUAUCAAAUCUCAGUGGGAUCUCACCACACAACAGAUUCUGCCCUACAUCGAUGGAUAUCGACACAUACAGAAGAUUUCUGCUGAGGCUGAUGUUGAGUUGAACUUAGUACGAAUCGCCAUUCAGAACUUACUGUAUUAUGGAGUUGUAACACUAGUGUCAAUAUUUCAGUAUUCCAAUGUUUACUGCCCAACACCGAAAGUCCAGAGCCUGAUAGAUGACAAAGCUAUUCAGGAAGAAUGCCUGCAUUAUGUCAAUAAACCUGGACAACGUGUGAGCCUCCGAGAUGUUUUUCAGCUUUAUUGUGGUUUGACUCCAGGAACUACAGUGCGUGACCUGUGUUCUCGCUAUGCUCAGCAACUACAAAAGGUAGAUGAGAGAAAGCUGAUCCAGUUUGGCUUAAUGAAGGGCCUGAUUCGCCGGUUGCAGAAAUAUCCUGUUAAAGUUAUUCGAGAUGAGAGGAGUCGUCCUCCAAAACUUUACACUGGUUGCCACAGUUAUGAUGAGAUCUGCUGUAAAACUGGAAUGAGCUACAAGGAGCUGGAUGAGCGAUUGGAAAAUGACCCCAAUAUUAUUAUCUGCUGGAAGUGAUGUCAUAUUAAAGAUGGAUUUGUAGAUUAAUUUAUUUGAUGAGGUCGACAACCACAUUUCAGUCGAGCUGUAAGGUAGUAUCACUGGGACCACAGACUGAGAAGCAUAAGCAGACGUGUUAUGUGACCUACUCUCACACAGGGCCCGACCCAAAAUCCAAGAACAUAUAUACAGUCAGGUCCAGAAUUAUUGGCACCCUUGAUAAAGGUUAUGGGGUAAUAUGUCAUUAAUUAGCUUAAUCUCAAACUGAAAUGAGUGAAAUCUAACCUUUAAUUUAUUUUAUAUAUAUACACACACACACACCAUGUUUAACAAAGCCACAGCUAUUGGUAUCCUUAGAGCUUUAUUUUUAAAGCUUCCCGAGUGUUUAAACUAAAUUUCUCUGGACACUUUGUGAACCCUACUUAACAUUUACAAUAAGUAGAUGUUGCACAAUAAAAGUUUGGACCCACCUUCUAA